This is a messenger RNA of Staurois parvus, 492 nucleotides long. The record is from the annotation of a GenBank genome assembly. Lineage: Eukaryota; Metazoa; Chordata; Amphibia; Anura; Ranidae.
AUCGGGCUACCGGGCGAGGCGGCAGGCACCGGGCCACCGGGCAGGGCGGCAGGCACCGGGCCACCGGGCGGGGCGACAGGCAUCGGGCCCCCAGGAGGGGCGACAGGCAUCGGGCCCCCGGGGCGACAGGCAUCGGGCCCCCAGGCGGGGCGACAGGCAUCGGGCCCCCAGGCGGGGCGACAGGUCUCGGGCCCUCAGGCGGAGCGGCGGGCGGGGACCCCCAGAUGGAGUGACAGGUCUCGGGCCCCCAGGCGGAGUGACAGGUCUCGGGCCCCCAGGCGGAGCGACAGGUCUCGGGCCCCCAGGCGGAGCGGCGGGCGCGCCGGACCCCCAGAUGGAGCGACAGGUCUCGGGCCCCCAGGCGGAGCGGCGGGCGCCGGACCCCCAAGCGGAGCGACAGGUCUCGGGCCCUCAGGCGGAGCGGCGGGCGCCGGACCCCCAGAUGGAGCGACAGGUCUCGGGCCCUCAGGCGGAGCGACAGGUCUCGGGCCC